GUGGUGGGAUAUUUCCGGGCAUGGGAUCAGGAAUGUUAGGACUAGAAUUGCCGCUCCACCAACCAGAAAACCCACAAAACCCUAACCACAUGAACCAUCCCCAAGUGGUAGCUUAUACCCACCAUGAAUCUGAUCACCGCCAACACUCCCAACAAUCUGUCAAACAGGCUUAUCCUUAUGCCUCCUCCACAAAGCCCAAACAAUUAUUAUCGCCAUUGAGUGAUGAAGACGAGCCUUCUUUCACUGGAGAUGACAGCACCACUGAGGGAAAAAGGAAAAUGUCUCCAUGGCAAAGAAUGAAGUGGACUGAUCACAUGGUUAGGCUCCUUAUAAUGGCAGUUUUUUACAUUGGUGAUGAUGUUGGGUCUGAAGGGAGUGACCCUAUAGGCAAGAAAAAGCCAGGUGGCCUGGCGCAGAAGAAAGGGAAAUGGAAAUCAGUUUCUCGGGCAAUGAUGGAGAAAGGAUUUUAUGUAUCUCCACAGCAAUGUGAGGAUAAAUUCAAUGACUUGAACAAGAGGUAUAAGAGGGUUAAUGACAUCCUAGGGAAGGGGACUGCUUGCAGGGUUGUGGAGAACCAAAAUUUACUUGAUACUAUGGAUUUGUCACCAAAAAUGAAGGAAGAGGUGAGAAAAUUGCUCAAUUCCAAGCACUUAUUUUUCAGAGAAAUGUGUGCCUAUCAUAACAGCUGUGGCCAUGCUCCAAGUUGGGUUGCCUUCGGUAGUAAUCACUCACCAGAGAUGGCUACAGGCCCAUCUCAUGCGCAUGCUCAGCAACAUCAAAGGUGUUCUCAUUCAACUGAAAAUGCUCAAGUCGUGACCAAUUCAAGGACAGAAACAGAAGGGUCAAAAAUGGCAAAAAGGGCAAUAAAUGAAGAGGAUGAGGUAGAUGACGACGACGAUGAUGACAGCGACAAUGAUGAAGAUGACUACGAAGAUGAUGGGGAUGAGGCAAUAGAAGGCAAUUCUAGGCAUCAAAGCGGGCAUGGGCAAGGGGAUGAAGACAACCGUGAUGAAAAAUCAUCAAGGAAAAGGCCAAGAAAGGAUGUGUUUUCAGCAACAUCAUCUUUGAUGCAGCAAUUGAAUGGUGAAAUAAUGAACGUGCUCCAAGAUGUUGCAAAGAGUUCUUGGGAGAAGAAGCAUUGGAUGAGGCUGAGGUUGAUGCAAUUAGAGGAACAGCAAGUGAGCUACCAAUGCCAGGCGUAUGAUCUGGAAAAGCAAAGGUUGAAGUGGGUGAAAUUCAGUAGCAAGAAAGAGAGGGAAAUGGAGAGGGCUAAGCUAGAGAAUGAGAGAAGAAGGCUUGAAAAUGAGAGAAUGGUACUGAUUGUAAGGAAGAAAGAGCUUGAGUUGCUUGAUACUCAACAUCAGCAGCAGCAGCAACUACCAUCAAACAAGCGGAGCGAUACUUCUUCCAUUGCUGGGUAAAUUGUAAUUAUAUCAGAUCAAUCUACAAGAUAGUUUUGAUUGAUAGGAAUGGCAUUUUGUUGUAGUUCUUCAAUGUUUAUUUUAUGUAAUUUGCUACCAUUUUCCUGUGCGCGCUACCCUUCAAUGAUCACAAGUUACAAUAUAUCCUUAAUUAAUGUAUAGGAUCA
Messenger RNA from Populus euphratica (Euphrates poplar), 1588 nucleotides. RefSeq lists its product as uncharacterized. The transcript has a single exon. The record is from RefSeq and is a predicted model, not a curated record. Lineage: Eukaryota; Viridiplantae; Streptophyta; Magnoliopsida; Malpighiales; Salicaceae. The coding region runs from base 21 to 1421 and encodes 466 amino acids.